AUGCGAGGCGCCGAAGAAGGUGACAUGUGCAAAACGGGUGGAAGCAUUGGCCAUGGCAGUGCUGAUCUGUGGAAACCUUAUACUUCUACAGAUCGUGAAAAGCACUUAGAAAUGGUAGAAUCUUACCUUUCAACCCUGCCGAAAAAAUUAAGUUAUCCAGUCGUUCAUAGUGAGAAACUUGCAUUUAUGGCUGAGAAUGGCAUACGUCAGUUGGGAAAACCGAGAAUCGGGAUGUUUGCUGAUCGGGUGAAACCUGAUCCACUGCACUGUGAAAUAAAUGCUUGGCAGCAUAUCUUAGAUUUGCUUUAUAGUGAGUCGGUUCGUAGGCAUGCUUUUGAAAAAUUUAUUGCAAUACUCUCUGCUCCCAUUGGCAUAAGCACAGCAAAUUCCCCUGAUGGCGAAUCUUCAUCUGCAAGCCAUUCUUCUGAUAAUUCUGGCGUAGAAGCUGUAAAUGAGGACGAAAUUGUAUCUAUUGAAAAAACUGGUAUUAUGGGUGCAAGUUGUCAGGAAGAAGGUGAAAGCAAAAAGUCAAGCCUUUCACCAGGGAUGAUAAGGCAAUUUUCUCUUUUGGAAAUGAAUAAAGAAGUUGCAGCAGAAAAUAUGACAUCUAUGUUAGAAAAUUCACAAUUUACCCUUUCUAGUACAAAUUCUGACGUGCAUGGAUGUGGUCUUUCAUAUCUGUCAACUAAAGUGAAAGAGCACUAUGAUGAUGAGGCUAAACGUUUUAAUAAGCUUAGUGUUAGGCUUGUUGGGGCACAAGCAAUUGCUCUUGCAAGACAUUGCUACAGGCUUGUGGAUGCUCUGCAAACACCAAGUGAAAGUCAGGGUGAGAAAUUAAGAAGGCUAGCACUUGGAAAAAUAGUAGAGUAUUUACGAAAUGCUGGAGGGUUGUACAAUAAGAUUUUUGUGAGCAAUCCUGGGGAGAUCUCUCAAUUGGAGGAAUUCUGCCAACUCUAUUUUAAUCUGCUUGCAUUAUUCUUUCCAAAUAGUGUAAAUGUCACUUUUUGGACAAUAGCCUAUGCUUUGCCUUAUCAUGCAAAGCAGUUAUAUGAAAAUUAUGGAAUUGGAUUUGGAAUACUCUCCUUACAAGCAAAAGAGUCCAAACAUGCUGGUCUUAAAGCUGAACUUUUGAUGACAAAUCGGUCACGAAAUAGCGACGGCAAAGGAAAGUGGUGGCAAUUAAUGCGGGCUAAUUACAUCAGAUCUUUCUAUUUGCCAGAGCAUCAACCUUCGCCUCCCUCUUAUACAUCACAUUUUAAGUCACACAAACCUCCUCAUUGCGAAUUUCCAAGGUUUUGUGGUUGUGGGAGGGGAAAAGCUGAUGAGGAGCACACACAAUGUAAGGUGUGCAGUGAGAGUUAUCUUGUUGUAAGCUGUGCACAACAACAGAAGCUUUUGCCUGAAGUUGUUGCUAUAUUCAAACCAUGUGUUUGUACUUCAUGUGAUGUGCGGUUUGCCGACAAAGCAGGGUUGAAAGUUCAUCAACAAUCUUUCCAUCGCACUACAUCAGCCACUGCAGUAAAUCCAAAGCAGUCUUUGAGAUCUUUGUCUGUUGACAAUCUUAGAAGGCUUUUAAGGGAAAAAGGUCUUUCUACCUCUGGCAAGAAGGAAAUUUUGUUGAGACGCUUGGAAGGUGCAACCUCAGGGGAAUCAUGA
Paramuricea clavata is the source of this 1656-nucleotide messenger RNA. The record is from the annotation of a GenBank genome assembly. NCBI's taxonomy places the organism in Eukaryota, Metazoa, Cnidaria, Anthozoa, Malacalcyonacea, Plexauridae.